Messenger RNA from Erigeron canadensis, 884 nucleotides. Its product is annotated as CASP-like protein 4C2. The coding region runs from base 117 to 719 and encodes 200 amino acids. NCBI's taxonomy places the organism in Eukaryota, Viridiplantae, Streptophyta, Magnoliopsida, Asterales, Asteraceae. The transcript has 3 exons. The record is from RefSeq and is a predicted model, not a curated record.
UUCACACAUACUUCACAUUUUCACACACAAAAACACACACCCACUCUCUGUACUACUUUGAGACACUACUUCACUUCAACCAUGAAAAUCAAACCAAACAAAAUCCUAGAUUAAAAAUGGUUCGAAACGGGGGUGUUGAGAGUCCGUCUCCACGACCACGAAUCCAUCAAACACAUCCACACGACACGCCUGUGUUUCAAUCAACUGUCUCCCAACGCAACCUUCGACGUUUCAAUUACAUCAUUCUCACAUUCCGUCUACUCGCCUUUUGCUUUUCGCUCUCUGCCGCGGUGUUUAUGCUUACCACCAACUCUGCCUCGCCUUCUGAUUCGCCUAGAUGGUACCACUUUGGUGCCUUUAGAUUUGUUUUUGCUGCAAAUGGAAUUGUUGGGUUGUAUUCUUUUUUCGAAAUUGGAGCUUCUGUUUGGGAAAUUUACAGUGGUUUUACUGUUUUUACCGAGUUUUCUCAAGUGUGGUUUGAUUUUGGCCACGAUCAGGUUCUUGCCUACUUGUUGUUAUCUGCCGGAUCUGCAGGGACCGAGUUAGCCAGGCAACUGAAAGCUGUCACCACAUGUACGGCCAAUAAUGCAUUUUGCAUUCAAUCAGACGUCGCACUGGCAUUGGGAUAUGCAGGGUUUUUAUGUAUGUUAAUAUCGUCUUUGCUUUCUGGAUUUAGAGUAGUUUGUUUCAUAAUCAAAGGCUCUCGUUUUGUUCACUAGUAUUAGUAGUAGUAUGAGGACUUAAACAGGUGAUUGCUGACUGUAGGUAGACUUAUUGUGUGUAGUACUGGUAGUAUGACAUGAUUUGGUAUGGUGUAGGUUGCCAAAUUUGUUCUUUAAUCGUGCCGAGUGUUGUUAUAAUAGAUGAUUCUAUUUGUCUCUUGA